Molecule: messenger RNA, 3563 nt
Organism: Erinaceus europaeus (western European hedgehog)
Lineage: Eukaryota; Metazoa; Chordata; Mammalia; Eulipotyphla; Erinaceidae
Gene: KIRREL3
Product: kirre like nephrin family adhesion molecule 3
Exons: 17
Coding region: 379-2904 (841 amino acids)
Biological process (GO): synapse assembly; cell-cell adhesion
Cellular component (GO): cell-cell junction
Molecular function (GO): cell adhesion molecule binding
Source: RefSeq, a predicted model, not a curated record
UGAAAGGAGCCCUUCUGUCACUCGUCACUCGCUCCCUUGCUUGCUCGCUCGCUCGCUGGCUGUGGGAGGAGCCCGCCAGAGGAAGCUGUGUGCCUGGGAUGCCGAGAGCCAGAGAAUGGAUCUGCUCCGAGAGCAGACGCUGCUGAGGAUCCCAGCUUCCUGAGGCAGCUAAGAACCUGCAACUUGUCUCCAGAGUGGGCAUUCGAUAGCCAGAGGCGCAGAAAGGUCGAGCCCACCCUAAGGGACCCACGGACAAACAGAUGGUUGGUGCCAGCUGGAGAGGACCACAGCGGAGGCUGAACACCGUGAACCACAGAGGAAGAGAAACUAACUGCAAACCCAAGUUACCCCGCUGGCUUUGCCUCCCUGUGUUGAGGAAUGAGACCUUUCCAGCUCGAUCUGCUCUUCAUCUGCUUCUUCCUCUUCAGUCAAGAGCUGGGACUCCAGAAGAGAGGAUGCUGUCUGGUGCUGGGCUACAUGGCCAAGGACAAGUUUCGGAGGAUGAAUGAAGGCCAAGUGUACUCCUUCAGCCAGCAGCCACAGGACCAGGCUGUGGUGUCGGGGCAGCCAGCGACGCUGCUGUGUGCCAUUCCCGAAUACGAUGGCUUUGUGCUCUGGAUCAAGGACGGCUUGGCCCUGGGUGUGGGCAGAGACCUAUCAAGUUACCCACAGUACCUGGUGGUGGGGAACCACCUGUCAGGGGAGCACCACCUGAAGAUUCUGCGGGCGGAGCUGCAGGACGACGCAGUGUAUGAGUGCCAGGCCAUCCAGGCCGCCAUCCGCUCCCGCCCAGCACGCCUCACAGUCCUGGUGCCACCCGACGACCCUGUCAUCCUUGGGGGGCCUGUGAUCAGCCUGCGGGCCGGAGACCCUCUCAACCUCACCUGCCAUGCAGACAACGCCAAGCCCGCCGCCUCCAUCAUCUGGCUGAGGAAGGGAGAGGUCAUCAAUGGGGCCACCUACUCUAAGACCCUGCUGCGUGACGGCAAGCGGGAGAGCAUCAUCAGCACCCUCUUCAUCUCCCCGGGCGACGUGGAGAACGGACAGAGGAUCGUGUGCCGGGCCACCAACAAAGCCAUCCCCGGGGGCAAGGAGACCUCAGUCACCAUUGACAUCCAGCAUGCCCCGCUCGUCAACCUGUCAGUGGAGCCCCAACCGGUGCUGGAGGACAACGUGGUCACCUUCUUCUGCUCCGCGAAGGCCAACCCAGCCGUCACCCAGUACAGGUGGGCCAAGCGGGGCCAGAUCAUCAAAGAAGCUUCGGGAGAAGUGUACCGCACCACCGUGGACUACACCUACUUCUCAGAGCCUGUGUCCUGCGAGGUGACCAACGCCCUGGGCAGCACCAACAUCAGCCGCACGGUGGACGUCUACUUUGGGCCCAGGAUGAUCUCGGAACCCCAGUCCCUGCUGGUGGACCUGGGCUCUGAUGCCGUCUUCAGCUGCGCCUGGACCGGCAACCCAUCCCUAACCAUCGUCUGGAUGAAGCGGGGAUCUGGCGUGGUCUUAAGCAACAAGAAGACCCUGACUCUCAAAACUGUCCGCCAGGAGGAUGCCGGGAAGUAUGUGUGUCGAGCAGUGGUGCCCCGGGUGGGUGCUGGGGAGCGAGAGGUGACACUGACCGUCAAUGGGCCCCCCAUCAUCUCCAGCACCCAGACCCAACAUGCCCUCCAUGGGGAGAAGGGCCAGAUCAAGUGUUUCAUCAGGAGCACACCGCCACCAGACCGAAUCGCCUGGUCCUGGAAGGAGAAUGUGCUGGAGUCGGGCACGUCGGGGCGCUAUACUGUGGAGACAGUCAGCACAGAGGAGGGUGUCAUCUCCACGCUAACCAUCAGCAACAUCGUGCGCGCCGACUUCCAGACCAUCUACAAUUGUACCGCCUGGAACAGCUUCGGCUCUGACACCGAGAUCAUCCGGCUCAAGGAGCAAGGUUCGGAAAUGAAGUCGGGAGCCGGGCUGGAAGCAGAGUCUGUGCCGAUGGCCGUCAUCAUCGGGGUGGCCGUGGGAGCCGGCGUGGCCUUCCUCGUCCUCAUGGCAACCAUCGUGGCCUUCUGCUGUGCCCGCUCCCAGAGAAGUACGGGAGGGAGACCCGGGAUCUCAGGGAGGGGGACAGAGAAAAAGGCCAGGCUUAGGCUGCCCCGGCGAGCAAACCUCAAAGGGGUUGUGUCAGCCAAGAAUGACAUCCGCGUGGAGAUCGUCCACAAGGACCCUGCCUCAGCACGUGAGGCUGAGGAGCACCCCAGUAUCAAGCAGCUCAUGAUGGACCGGGGUGAAUUCCAACAAGACUCGGUUCUGAAGCAGCUAGAGGUCCUUAAAGAGGAGGAGAAGGAGUUUCAGAACCUAAAGCUGCCCCCCUCCUGUGUAAGGCAGGACGGGCCCAGCCUGGAGAGCCUGCAGCCACUGGGGCCAGCGCAGGCUCCCCCGCCCGGUGACGCUGCUCUCGCUCUCCCUGGCCCCCAGGACCCCACCAACGGCUACUACAGCGUCAACACCUUCAAGGAGCACCACUCCACCCCCACCAUCUCACUCUCCAGCUGCCAGCCGGACCUGCGCCCGUCAGGCAAGCAGCGGGUACCCACAGGCAUGUCCUUCACCAACAUCUACAGCACUCUGAGCGGCCAGGGCCGCCUCUACGACUACGGGCAGAGGUUCGUGCUGGGCAUGGGCAGCUCGUCCAUCGAGCUGUGUGAGCGCGAGUUCCAGCGAGGCUCGCUCAGCGAUAGCAGCUCCUUCCUGGACACACAGUGCGACAGCAGCGUCAGCAGCAGCGGCAAGCAGGAUGGCUACGUGCAGUUCGACAAGGCCAGCAAGGCCUCGGCCUCCUCCUCUCACCACUCCCAGUCCUCCUCCCAGAACUCCGACCCCAGCCGGCCCCUGCAGCGGCGGAUGCAGACUCACGUCUGAGGAGCCCGUAAAGGGGAGAGGCCGGGACUCCCAGCUCUCUGGGGACUCGGGCUUCUUGGCAGAGCCCCCCUGGAAACAACUGCUCCAAGACAGUGCCUCUGCCAGCCCCUCUUCCGAAGCCCCAUCAAGCACAAAUCUGGGUGUGUGGGGAAGGGGUCAGAGGAGGCAGCCAAGUUCAAGUGACUGUGCUGGACAUUCGGGUCCCCAGCCCUUCCCUGGACACAACCCCCCACCCCCAGCAGCAGCCAGGACUUUGCUUUAAUGGUACUGUCUCCUUCUGCUGCCUUUUCCCUGUGUUCCUAUGUCACCCUGGAGAGGAGGUGACCAUUUGUCCCCCAGAGGCUGAGGAGCUGAGGACCCUGGUCGAGGGCCCUACCCGCUCCCCUUUUAGUGUUGUGUGUUGAGCUCUUGCUCUGCCCCUGACUGGAUGCCACCGGACUGGCCCCUCCAGCACACAGCAGCUCAGAGGAGUGUGAGGCUUCUGUCCGGGGAUCUCUUAACAGUCUGCUGGAGAAAGUGUCUCCUGGGAGGUGGAGGGGUUGAGGGGACUCACCUCGGGCAGCUCCAGGGGCCUGUCUUUAGGAGGUCAUGGGCACCAGGAGGCCCACCCUCCUCCUCACCGUGGAGAAUAAACGCCGGGGUGCUUACUCCUCCCACAA